Molecule: messenger RNA, 2208 nt
Organism: Colletotrichum graminicola M1.001
Lineage: Eukaryota; Fungi; Ascomycota; Sordariomycetes; Glomerellales; Glomerellaceae
Exons: 3
Coding region: 1-2208 (735 amino acids)
Biological process (GO): regulation of DNA-templated transcription; DNA-templated transcription
Molecular function (GO): DNA-binding transcription factor activity, RNA polymerase II-specific; DNA binding; zinc ion binding
Source: RefSeq, a predicted model, not a curated record
AUGACACAGGCCGUCAAGCGGGCCUGCGACGCCUGCCAUCGUCGCAAGGUCAAGUGCGACGGCGUCAACCCGUGUCGCAACUGCCAUACCGCCCAGCUCUCCUGCACAUACAAUGCCAUCCCCCAGAAGAAGGGCCCCAAGGGCUCCCGCGCAAAGGUCAUCAGCGAGUUGAGGGAAACACAGCGACAGACCAGCCUGUCCGCCAAGGUCCAGAAUCGCAUGAAUGGAAUCCCGAAUCCCCCUGGCCCCGUCACCUUGUCUCCGACACCAGGCCUACUCUCGAGCGAGCUCGUCAAGGAGUGUAUCGAUUUCUAUUUCGCCAACCUCUACGAGAAGAUACCCAUCCUCGACCGUCGCCAGAUCGACCUCCAGCUCCCCUACAUGGAGCAGAACCGCGAUACCUACUGCCUCAUGACCUCGCUGUGCGCAUUCAUGUUGCUCCAGCCGGGCAUGUCCAUGCCCACCGGCGACCCUUACAACCUCGAUGUAAUGCCUGGUGCCACCAUCGUCGCUAGCCAGUUGCUUCUCGACGAGACCCUGCAAGUGCGCAAGGGCUACGACUACCUCGACAGCCUUAGCUUCAACACCCUCGCCACCAACUUCUUCAUCUAUGGAUGCUACCACGGUCUCGAGCUUCACGACAAGGCUUGGUUCUACCUCCGCGAGGUUUCCACCAUGAUGCAUCUCAACGGCAUGAGCAAGGAAGAGACAUAUCAUGGCCCCCAGUGGGAAAAUGCAGAGUCGUCCCGGAGGAGACGCCUUUACUGGCUCUUCUACAUCAUGGAAAGAGCCCACGCCAUCCAGCGCCAGCGACCUCUGACACUGCAGGCCACCAUCAACCCUCCCAACUCUGCCGACGACCCGAGCGACCCACUCAGCCAUCAGCUCAACAGCUUCAUCAUGCUCGUCAACCUAUUCCGUCCUUUUGACGAUGCCUUCACUGCCGUCUGGAAUAAGACCCGAACCAACCUCUACGUUGCAAACCUCCAGAAGCAGUUGAACGAGGUCCUGCCUACCUACCUUUGCCAGGACGGCCAGUUGUCCGACCUGCGCACAAACCAGCAAUGGCUCAAGAGCACCGUCUGGCAGCUGACCCACGGCAACAUGAACUCCCAGAACGAGGACAACAUGAACUUUAACUACCCUGUUGACCUUUCCCGCGAGCUUCUGAUGACCCUGGCGUCUCACUUCCCAGGACAGGGCAUGGAACUGAUGGGAUCUGGACUAAUUGAGAAGCUUUUCGAGAUCAGCUGCAACAUGACCGACUUUCUCGCCGUCCAGCCCGCUGCCCGGGACCCCUUCACUGUUGGCCCUCGCGAACAACUCAACCAAACGCUCAACAUUGUGGCCGUUCUCCGCCAUGGAGACCACCGCUUCUUGCCCUUGCUCCUGAACAAGGUUGCCGAGAUCAUGCCACGCUUGACCAACCCCAUGCUGCAGAAUGCGCCCGAAAACUCCAACCUAGGCAACAUGGACAUUUUUGAUGGAUUUGGCAAUGCUGGCAUGGCUCAACCGCCCCCCCAAAUGCAAAUGCAGAUGGAUACCGAGUACGAACGCAAAUACGCUGCCACCGACUACGACAAGAAGUAUGGCAUGUCGGACAUGAACAGCAACGGCAGCGACACCAACACCAUUGCAGCCUCGUCUGCCGGUGCACCUUCCGUUCCUCCAGCAACUACCGCAGAUAUGAACUCGCCCUUCGCUAGCUCUCCCCCAAUCAUGUCUCCACCUAUGGAGUAUCCACGCAACGGAAUGAACGAUUACGGAUGCACUCAAAUGCCCGAUAUGGUCAUGAGCCCGAUGGGCCAAAAUGGAUCGGCGAUGAACGGCUCGAGCACCAUGAGCAACCAGCACCGACAGCAACAGUCUCAUCACCUCAUACAAAACCAAUGCAUGACGCCUCAGCAGAUGCAAUCGAGUAUCGGUCAGCAUCAGAACAUGCAACAAGGCAACAUCACCCCCCCAUCAAUUCAAGGGCAACAAGGCCUGAAUUCGUCCUCAAUUCCGACAUCGCACCCUUUAGGUCCAGGCGGGAAUAACCUGAUGAACUCCAUACCUCGGCAGCAGCCGCAGCGUGCCACUAGUUUUGCUAUCCAACAACCGGUCCCACGCACCGUUGGUGAUUUUCACGCCCUGCAGCGGGCCAACUCCGACAUGCCGGGUCUAUCUGGCAUAGGCACAGAGAUGGACUUUAACACGCUUCGUUAA